Messenger RNA from Culex quinquefasciatus (southern house mosquito), 757 nucleotides. RefSeq lists its product as uncharacterized. Lineage: Eukaryota; Metazoa; Arthropoda; Insecta; Diptera; Culicidae. The record is from RefSeq and is a predicted model, not a curated record. The transcript is spliced from 4 exons. Bases 1 to 555 code for a protein of 184 amino acids.
AUGGGUUACCUAUUUUGUUUUGGUUUGGUUCCUGCAAAGUUUCACCAGUUUUUUCGUCUGCUGCGAUCGCGUAAAAUUUUUUUGUGUUGCGCCGAUUUUGCAACUGUACUACAACAUCCUGCCGGUGCUGUUCUACUACGGAAUGGCCAACAGCGAUCAGGAAUACAAGAUGCGCUUCCGGGCGGAGAUUGUGGUGCUGCCGAAGAACGGUCACUUUGCUCUGUCGGCCGCGACCGGAGUGCUUGCCGGCGAUCACGACUGUCCCAUUUCCUGACUACUUGGUUGCAUAUUCCGGGUCAGGUCACGGAGGAGCAGACGAAGUUAGGUCUGGAGAACUGGUUCGAUGAGUACAACGCUCGCGAGCUCCGUCAGAUUUGGGAAGCUAAAACGGCCACGUACAACCAGCUGCGAACGAUGAACAGCAAGCUGGACGACAUGCAGAACUUGCUGAACAAAAUGCGCGAUGGAAUGAACCAGGUGAAGCAGGGCGUGGCGAGCGUUAAGCAGAGGAUGCAACAGUCGCAAUCGCAAGCCAAUGUGCAAUGCCAGAACUGACGGCCUUCCUGAUGACGAUCGUGAUGCACCUGCUGGUAAUAGUCGCGUACAACAUGUAUAGCCGAUUGCUGAGCCGCACAGGCAAAAAGUUCUACUAGAGACUAUACUUUCCGGCCAGCUGUCUGUACGCGCCAAGGAUGAUUGCGUCCAGUGCUUUGCGAAGCGGUAUACAAUUGUAGUCGUGAGGAGGCAGCCGGCGCGG